Sparassis crispa is the source of this 1230-nucleotide messenger RNA. RefSeq lists its product as hypothetical. NCBI's taxonomy places the organism in Eukaryota, Fungi, Basidiomycota, Agaricomycetes, Polyporales, Sparassidaceae. The record is from RefSeq and is a predicted model, not a curated record. Bases 1 to 1230 code for a protein of 409 amino acids. The transcript has 3 exons.
AUGGACGACUCAGCCGCUGAAAGCGAAAUCAUCACCGUCAUUGCUCAGCUUGCUCGGCCUCACGCAACAGAGGAAGAAGGGUCGGAAGGAGAUGUGAGAGUUAGAGAACUAGAAUGGGAGUGGGUACGAUGUCUCAAGAUUCAGAAGGCAUGUAUUCUCGAGUUCUCUCCCAAGCCGUACAAAUGGAUCCGGUUCAUCACCGGAGUUAUUCUGGGAGCUGAAGGUAUACUUUGCGCUACGGACAAUGCUGAUGCCAUCGAAAUCGACUACGACAGGCCUCUGAUCGACGGCAACUUCUCUCUCUACUUUCAUGUCACUCCAGCAGAGCUCUCACGGAUGUUUCCGCUGGACCCCUAUAUUGCUGAGCCCUACUGCGCCACGGGAAGUACGACUGAAGCAUGCUGCGAUGGCUUCAGAGAUGAAGUUGAGGGCCGUGAUGUACGAUGCGUUGCGUCGGAUGCUCUUGCCGUGAUGUGCGAUGCCGCGCAUCUCAUUGGUCAGAGUAAGGGGGACAUCUGUAUCAAAGUACUUACCAAUGCUCGUAGCCGUGACGAGGACAAAAAUGAUUGUAUCGACGAUAUUGACGACAUUCGUAACGGCCUCUUCGUGGUAAGCCAGCUCCAUCGGGCACUCGGGAGGAGAGGUGUGGCCUUCCUGUUGACACCGAACUUCGCGAUGUCUACCAACGACGUCGAUCCCACCUUACAACCAGAUGAGCAGCGAUGGACCAUUCAUAGCUUCGAAGCCGUCUUCGAUCCUGAUUUCCGUCAUGAUCGCGUCUGCAACAUCGCCAUCCCUCACGGCCAGGCUCUCCGCCUUCCUGUCGAUCGAACUUCUUGGCCUCCGGGCAUCCUCUUUGAUGCCGUCUAUGCUGCAGCGGUUAUGAAAUAUUUCAGUCAUGAAGAUUUCUCUGCCUAUCUGAGCCAGCAUUGGCAAGGUCGUUUCUACCUAAAUGGUGAUAUGGCACAGAUUGAGCAUGAAAGAGAGCGGAAUAAUAUGAAGAAAGCACAACAGAAGCGGGAGAGGGCGGAGAGACGGGAGAAGGGAGACAUUGAAGGCGGUGGAAAGAUGGACGUCUAUGAUAUGCUUCUACUCCUUCCACAGAUCGUACGACGACCGCCGACCGCCGAACAAAGGGAGAGACAUCUCGCGGAACAGAGAGAAUCAGAGUUGGCGAAGCGUAAGGAGUUGGAGCAUAAAGUGACUUCUUGGUUGCAUACCAAGCGAUGA